Messenger RNA from Aedes albopictus (Asian tiger mosquito), 820 nucleotides. RefSeq names its product cuticle protein 16.5. Bases 107 to 682 code for a protein of 191 amino acids. NCBI's taxonomy places the organism in Eukaryota, Metazoa, Arthropoda, Insecta, Diptera, Culicidae. The transcript has a single exon. The record is from RefSeq and is a predicted model, not a curated record.
UGAGCGGAGAGGCACAGUCAACGUUUAAUCGUACGACAAAUAACAACUUGUGCAGUUAAUUUUCGCUUCAGAACAACACAGACCUUCUAACAAACAAUCCUUCAAAAUGUUCAGAUUGGUGGUGUUUUCUGCUGUUCUUGCCGUUGCUGCUGCCGCUCCCGGAGCCACUGUAGUCGCAUCUGCCCCACUGGCGUAUCAUACGUAUGCCGCCGUCCCAGCUGUGCUAGCCCAGAAGGAGAUCGCUUAUGAGAAGAGCAUCAUCGAGGAGCCAACCGUGACCCAUGUUGGAAACAUUGAAAAGAAAAUCCCAACUGGAUACUCGCACCAGAGCUUCACCCAGUACCACAACAAGCAGGUCGCCGAGCAUGUCUAUGCCCCAGCUGUGAAGAAGACCGUCGUCGAGACCCCAGUCGAGAAGACCACCUACCACGCUGCCGCUGUGGCCACCCCAGCCAUCACCUACGCCGCUGCCCCGGUUGUGGCCAAGACUCACUAUGUUGAGGCUGCCCCUGCUCUGACCUAUGCCGCUGCUCCAGUUGUGGCCAAGACCCACUACGUCCAGGCUGCCGCUCCAGCUCUGACCUACGCCGCUGCCUACGAUGUCCCGUACGCCAAGGCUGCCUACUACAGUGAGUACCCGACCGUGUACAGUGCCCCGGCUGCCGUGUACGCCAAGUACUAAGUUGACUGUCAAACCCAAAAUUUUCCCCCAAAACCCGAUUCAGAUUUCACUUACGACUGUGGUAAUUGUUUUUCUUUUGUUCGCUUUUUGAGGAUUGUUUCCGCGAAAGAUGAGAAAAAUAAAAAUAUGAAAUUAGUU